AUGACGCCUGAAAUCAGAUCAUUGAUCAAAGAGAGGGAUUUAUCACAUAAGAUAGCUCGCCAAACCUCGCAAACUAGAGACUGGUUAAUAUUUAAAGCAUAUAAGAUCAAGGUUAAGAACGAAUUACGAAAUGCCGAAAAACUUUAUGUUCACGAACAAAUCCUAUUAAAUCAAAACGCACCACGAUGUAUUCGGAAAAUCAUUCGCAGUUGUAUCCCUAGAAAGAUAAAUGAUCAGCCAUGCUACACAAAACCCACUUCUGAGUUGUGUGAACAAUUUAACAACUAUUUCAUAUCAGUAGGAGAAAAGACAGCAGAAUCUGCAAAAAGACUGGCGAUCGAGUACGACUUAAUUAUGGAGCUAUCGGCGUCUGCAGAACCGAAGCAAAGGUAUCCUUUAUCUGAUCAGUUUUUUUUCAACCAAGUAUCUUACACCAAAAUUGAACAAGUGAUAAAGAAUAUGCCAUCCAAUAAAGCACCAGGUUAUAAUAAAAUUUCUAUCAAUGUUCUUAAGGAUUGUUACCCACAUAUUUUAUCAACCCUAACAGGCCUUGUUAAUGCCAGCUUUAGUCAAGAGGUUUUUCCCCUUCAGUGGAAAAAAGCAGAGGUUAUACCACUACAUAAAGAGGGGGAUCAUCAAAUUGCAGCGAAUAAUCGACCUAUCUCAUUGCUACCCGUACCGUUAAAGGUCACUGAACGUGUUGCAUUGGAACAAUUUACUGAUUAUUUGAUUGAAACUAAUAAGUUAAAUAAACACCAGAAUGUAACCGUAAAAACCAUUCCACUGAAACUUUGUAGCUGUUUUUAACGGAAUGUAUAUAUCAAUCUAUAGAUAGAAAGAAUCUUACAGCUGUUAUAUUACUGGAUCUAAGUAAGGCGUUCGACAGUAUAAGUCAUGAUAUCCUGUUGGAAAAACUUCGAAAGUUUGGAACAAGUGCGUCAGCUACUGUUUGGUUUCGAAGUUAUCUUGGCGAGCGCGUUCAAUCUGUUAGAGUGGGACAGCAUUUAUCUGAUAUGCAGCGUGUUACACACGGCGUACCGCAAGGAUCAAUCUUGGGUCCACUACUACUUAACUUGCAUGUUAAUGAAAUUAGCAGCAUGUGUAAGGACUGUAAGAUCGAAUCGUUCGUGGACGACUCAAAACUCUUCUUAUCAUUCUCAAUCAGUGAUAUUGCCGAGAGUAUGAAUAAAUUGGAUGCAGAUUUAAAACGAGUUGCUGCCUGGUGUUGUUCAAAUUCCUUGUUAAUAAACCCACGGGAAAACCAAAUUUCUUUUGUUUGGAACCAAGCAAGCUCUGACCAAGAUUAA
Molecule: messenger RNA, 1307 nt
Organism: Paramuricea clavata
Lineage: Eukaryota; Metazoa; Cnidaria; Anthozoa; Malacalcyonacea; Plexauridae
Source: the annotation of a GenBank genome assembly